ACUACACAACAACAACAACGACGACGACGACGAAGAGGAGGAUGAUAGAGAUGACGGCCGGAUGACGUUAUCACCCACUCGUCUAACGCCGCCGCCGCCGCCGUUAUCAUCGUAGCGUUUUGACCGCCAUUCGACGACGACGACCAACAUCCAAACUAACUACUCCGCAGUACGAUAUACUCUCGCCCGGACGACAGCGCGCCAACCGCCACUCGCCAGUCGGCGUCCGACACCACUCAUACUAUUGGUACCUAUCCUGUGUCCUGUGUUCUGUGCACGAGCGCCCGAGCACUGAGCAGUCGCCGCCGCGAUAUGACGUCCCGCAGUUGUUAGUUGGCCGUCGUUUGUCUGUUUGUCUACACGCCCUCGAACGGGGACGCCGCUGCCGCCGCCGCCGCCGCCGCCGCCGCUUACGCAAUCGUGCACCGACGGUUUGAACUGUGGCGAUCGCCAUGGCCGACGAAGAGGAGGUUGUCGCUAAAUCCGAAGAAUCUCAAUCAAUAAAUGAAAAUAAUGAUAAUAUCGAAGAUAAUGAACCACCACCUGUUGAUGAUUUAAGUAAAGACAAAGAUUAUGAACAAGUAGACGAAGCUGAUGAUGAAACAACAAUGGAAGAAGAAGAGGCACUUCCAGAAUUGGAGGAUCCUUUAAGAGAAAUACGAUUUUUAGAAGAGGAAAGCAAUAUGCCUAUUCAUGAACUUAUGGUUAUGUAUGGAUAUUCAAAAAAAUCUUCUCCAGAACCCAGUACAAAAAAGAAAAAGAAAAAGAAGAAGAAAAGUUCGUCAAAGAAAAGUAGUAAAGAUAAAAAAAGAAAGAAAAAGCUUUCAACUUCUUCUGAUGGCGUUGCAGAGAAAAAAUCUAAAUCAACUGAUCGGCAAAGAUUUGUAGAAGAAAGUACUGGUGAUUCGUCAAAUAAAAUGUCAGAAGAAACAUUAAAAGAAAAUGGAAGUGUUAAGGAUGGUGAAGAUUGUAAUAAUGCAUCUCAGUUAUUAAAUUUAUAUAUGGCAGAACUUGACCAAGUACAAAGUGAAGAUGAAGAUGAAGACUAUAGACCCUAUUGGGAACUUCAUUGGAAGAGUGUUAAUGUUGGGUUAAAUUUUCAAGCUCUAGUAACAGAUGGGUUAUCUACGUACGGUGAUGUAUUACCUUAUGAAAACAACGAUGAACUUUUAUGGGAUCCAAAUGUGUUGGGUGAAGAUUUAAUCGAAGAUUAUUUGACAAAAAUUCAGCAAAUUACAAAGGCAUUAAAGCCAAAAUCUAAAGUUGUUGGUAUUCGUGAUAAUGAAAAGGCACUUUACUUGUUAGUUCAGUGUGGUCAUGAUGUUGCUGAAGCUCUCAGAAGAAUGUCAUUAAAUGUAAUACCAUUGGAAAAAUCAUUAAGUGUCUGGUCAGAAGAUGAAACAUUAAAGUUUGAGAUGGGACUACUGAUUAGUGGAAAAAAUUUUCAUGCUAUACAAAAAGAGGUCAAAACUAGAUCAGUAGCAGAGUUGGUUCAUUUUUACUAUUUUUGGAAAAAGAGUGAUAGGCAUGAUCAAUUUGAAAGAAAACAAGUUUCAAUGCGUCCAGAAUUGAAGCAGUGGCAACAUUGGGAUUCCGAAGAAGAUCAAGAUAGUGAUUUUGAUACAAGUAUGUUUGCAGAUAAUAGUCAUGAUGAUAGUGAAGAUAGCUUGAACGCUGCUGAAAAUAAAGCGCAAAUGAAAUGCUUAAUUUAUGCUGAUCGCAAAAGACAAAUUGAGAAUUAAUAAAUCAUCAAAAAUUGUGUUAUAUCGUCAAAUUUAAUACAAUGUAAUAGUUCUUCAUGGUAACAUAAUGCCUGACACUCGGAAACCAUUUGAGAUAUCCACAGAUAAUGCAUAAUUACCCAUUCAAGUUACAUUUGGAAAUAGAUACUUCAAUAAUAGUUAUUCUCAAAUAUCAGACUAACUUAAAGUUUUCACCACAAUAUUUAAUUUCAGCCAUGGUGACACAGGUUUGCAUAAAAUACAAAGUUGAUCUUAGAGGAUUAUAUAACUAACAUAUAUAUAGUAUCUUAAAUAUUAAAUUAAUAUUUAAAGUUUAAGUUAGAAAUUUAGUAAAAAAAUAACUAAGGAUAUGAAGUUAUAAUAGUUAAGUGGUAUUUAAAAAUGUAUU
This is a messenger RNA of Rhopalosiphum maidis (corn leaf aphid), 2130 nucleotides long. Its product is annotated as mesoderm induction early response protein 1-like. The transcript is spliced from 13 exons. Gene Ontology annotation, cellular component: nucleoplasm. The record is from RefSeq and is a predicted model, not a curated record. NCBI's taxonomy places the organism in Eukaryota, Metazoa, Arthropoda, Insecta, Hemiptera, Aphididae. Gene Ontology annotation, biological process: negative regulation of transcription by RNA polymerase II. Bases 453 to 1742 code for a protein of 429 amino acids. Gene Ontology annotation, molecular function: transcription corepressor activity; histone deacetylase binding.